AUGAGUGAUUUAAAUAUUUUCAUAACAUCAGAUUUAACAUCAUCAGAAAGAAGAAUAUCACCACAAUGGAAUUUAAAAUAUUUAAAAUUAAAAUUAGAACAAAUAACAGGAAUUGAACCAAAAAAUCAAUUAAUUCAAUAUUUUCCAAAUAAAUAUUCAAAUGAAUUUAUAAAAAUAGAGUCACAACCAAAUGAACAAGAAGAAGAUACGCUAUUAUCAAACCUAAAUAUAAAAAAUUAUAGUAGAUUACAUAUAAUAGAUUUAGAUCCAAAUUCAACAACAAAUCAAAUAAGCUCAACUAUAUCACCAUCAAUACAAAAUCAAAAAAAUCAAGAACAAGAAGAAUUUAAAUUAUCAGAGGAAGAAUAUCAAAAAAGAUCAAAUACUGUAUUAUCAUGGAAACAACAACAAAAAUUAGGCAGAUUCGAUCCUGAUUAUGAAAUUAUGCAAAAUAAAAUUAAUCACGAAAAUCAAGAACAAUUACAAAAAAUUAAAGUUGGAUUAAGAUGUAGAAUUAUAAAUAUAGAAGGUGAAAGAAGAGGUUUAGUAAAAUUUGUUGGUAAGAUUGAAGAUUUAGAUAAAGGUAAAAAUGAUUGGGUUGGUAUAGAAUUUGAUGAACCAGUUGGUAAAAAUAAUGGUGAUAUUGAUGGUAUACAAAUUUUUAUAUGUAAGCCAAAACAUGGUAGUUUUGUCAAACCAAAACAAGUUGAGAUAGGCGAUUUCCCCGAAUUAAAUCCAUUUGACGAUAUGGAUGAAGAUGAAGAUAUGAAUGAAGAAUUGUAA
Messenger RNA from Lodderomyces jiufengensis, 783 nucleotides. RefSeq lists its product as uncharacterized. Gene Ontology annotation, molecular function: microtubule plus-end binding. Gene Ontology annotation, cellular component: cytoplasm; nucleus; microtubule plus-end. The record is from RefSeq and is a predicted model, not a curated record. The transcript has a single exon. The coding region runs from base 1 to 783 and encodes 260 amino acids. Lineage: Eukaryota; Fungi; Ascomycota; Pichiomycetes; Serinales; Debaryomycetaceae. Gene Ontology annotation, biological process: cytoplasmic microtubule organization.